AUGAACAGGAAGGUAGUGGAGUACAAGAUUAUAGACUCGAAGAAGGACAUUGCGAAAAUCUACGAUGCGAAGGAAAAGCCAAAGAGGAAUAGAAUGCUGCUUUCUGAAUGGCAAAGCCUGACGCUUGAGCAAAGCUUUCGAAUGAAUCCGUAUCCUGGCAGAGCUGAGAAGUACAACAUGUUUAUGAGGACAAGGAUUCCAAUGAAAAACAUCAACAUCUGGUUCCAGAACAGACGUGCAAAGGAAAGGUCGUUAUAUGAAGAGGGCUUGCUGAGCAUUGAUCGCCCGGCGCCAGCUUGGAGCGAAAUCGAGACAGCAAACCAGCAGAUCUGCGAGGACUUAAACAAGUACUACAGAUAUUGA
This is a messenger RNA of Ordospora pajunii, 363 nucleotides long. RefSeq names its product putative homeodomain-containing protein. The record is from RefSeq and is a predicted model, not a curated record. Gene Ontology annotation, biological process: regulation of DNA-templated transcription. Bases 1 to 363 code for a protein of 120 amino acids. The transcript has a single exon. Gene Ontology annotation, molecular function: transcription cis-regulatory region binding. Gene Ontology annotation, cellular component: nucleus. Lineage: Eukaryota; Fungi; Microsporidia; Ordosporidae.